GCGGCGGAAACCGAACUCCUAUUCGCCCGCCGCGGCCCCCGCCGCCGUUCACGGAAAAACCCGAACCGGAUCGGAACCCGGAACCCGAACUCCUACGCGCCCGCCGCGGCCCCCGCCACCCCCGCCGCCCUCUUCACGGAAAAACCCGAACGGAAUCGGAACCCGAACCCGAAACCCGAACUCCUACGCUCCCGCCGCCCCGCCACCCCCGCCGCCCUCUUCACGGAAAAACCCGAACCGGAUCGGAACCCGGAACCCGGAACCCGAAACCCGAACUCCUACGCGCCCGCCGCGGCCCCCGGCCAUGAACUACCUGCGGCGCCGCCUGUCGGACAGCAACUUCAUGGCGAAUCUGCCGAACGGGUACCUGGGAGACCUGCAGCAGGCCCCGCCCCCUCCUCCUCCUCCUCCCCCUCCCCGUCCCGUGAGCCCCGGCGGGGGGGCCGCAUCCGGGUCCUCCGCGGCCGCCGCCGCCGCCGUGACGUCAUCGUCAUCCGGGUCUUUGGCCGGGACGACAUCCGGGUUCUUCUCGUCGCUGUCGAACGCGGUGAAGCAAACGUUCGGCGAGCAGGCCGGGGGCGGGGCUUCCGGGGCCGGGGGCGGGGCCUCGGGUCCUGGGGGCGGGGCCUCGGGGCGCGGAGGCCCCGCCCCGUCCGCGGUGCGGGUCCUGCUGGUGGUGGACGAGCCGCACACGGAGUGGGCCAAAUACUUCAAAGGGAAGAAAAUCCACGGGGACGUCGACAUUAAAGUCGAGCAACCCGCGCGCAGGUCCCUGCAGCCCGACUUCGUGCUCGUGCGCCAGCCCGCGUCCAGCCUGGGGCGCCAGCGCGACUUCCGCGGCCUGGUCAUCGGCCUGCGCUAUGCGGGGAUCCCCAGCGUCAACUCCCUGCACUCCGUCUACAACUUCUGCGACAAGCCCUGGGUGUUCGCCCAGAUGAUCCGGCUGCGCAGGACGCUCGGCGCCGAGGAAUUCCCGCUCAUCGCUCAGACGUUCUACCCCGACCACAGGGAGAUGGUCAAGGUCGACUCCGCGCAGGGCUUCCGGGACGCCGCGGGCCUCGUGGCGCUCACCCGCACGUACGCCACGGCCGAGCCGUUCGUCGACGCCAAGUACGACGUGCGCGUGCAGAAGAUCGGGCGCAGCUACCGGGCCUACAUGAGGACGUCGGUGUCUGGGAACUGGAAGACAAACACGGGGUCGGCCAUGCUGGAGCAGAUCGCCGUGUCGGACAGUCCCGCCCUCGUGUCCGGGGAUGUCGGCGUGGUCGGCUCCUCCAUGCCGCUCCUCGGUGACCACCAGGACGAGGACAAGCAGCUCAUCGCGGAGCUGGUGGUGGAGAAGAUGGCGCAGGCUCUGCCUCGGCAGCGGCAGCCGCGGGAGGCCCACGGCCAGGUCAGGGCCCUGCUGAUAUUAUUUAUCCAUUUAUUAUGC
This is a messenger RNA of Microtus ochrogaster (prairie vole), 1432 nucleotides long. RefSeq names its product synapsin-1. Gene Ontology annotation, biological process: neurotransmitter secretion. Gene Ontology annotation, molecular function: ATP binding. Lineage: Eukaryota; Metazoa; Chordata; Mammalia; Rodentia; Cricetidae. The annotation marks the transcript as partial. Gene Ontology annotation, cellular component: synaptic vesicle membrane; synaptic vesicle. The transcript has 8 exons. The record is from RefSeq and is a predicted model, not a curated record.